AAUUUGGUGAUGCAGCCACUUCUCUAGCAGCAAACCCAGAUGUCACCACAAUAAGCAUUGAAGAUCCUGGUGAAACCCCAAAGCAUCAUCCAGGACCCCCCAGAAGCCCAGGGAGAGAAGAGGAUGAUGAGUUACUGGGAAAUGAUGAUUCUGACAAAACUGAGUUACUCGCUGGACAGAAGAAAAGCUCCCCCUUCUGGACAUUUGAAUAUUAUCAAACGUUCUUUGAUGUGGACACUUACCAGGUCUUUGACAGAAUAAAAGGGUCUCUUUUGCCAAUACCCGGAAAAAACUUUGUGAGGCUAUAUAUCCGCAGCAAUCCAGAUCUCUAUGGUAUGUGUGGUGCUGUUUUCAUUCCUUACCGUAUUCCUGUUGAACUUGGGUAGGUGUGCGAGUCACCUGGAAAGUUGAGAAUUGCACUGUUAGUUGCAAUUCUGCACAGUUUCAUUCGACUCUUCUGAGCUGCAGUCAUGACCCUUGCAAAGAAAUUUGGGGAAAAUGCAAUUAUGUAUUAUAUGAGUGUUAAUGCCAUGAUUACAAGUAUAGUAUUUCCUACAAAAGUCUUUAAAUGACAUUAGAAACUUGAGACAA
This is a messenger RNA of Galeopterus variegatus (Sunda flying lemur), 591 nucleotides long. Its product is annotated as protein YIPF1-like. The transcript is spliced from 3 exons. Gene Ontology annotation, cellular component: Golgi apparatus. The record is from RefSeq and is a predicted model, not a curated record. Gene Ontology annotation, biological process: vesicle-mediated transport. The annotation marks the transcript as partial. Gene Ontology annotation, molecular function: small GTPase binding. Lineage: Eukaryota; Metazoa; Chordata; Mammalia; Dermoptera; Cynocephalidae.